UUUCAGCUGUUUGGUGUAGAGGUUCAUGAUUGUUUUGGGUGAAGUAGGAAAGUUUGUUUGGAAGCAGGAGACAGUCCUCAGAGGCUGAACACUGAGGACUCAUGGAUGCUGUGUUUGGACUGCUGCUGCUGCUGGGUGUCUGUCAUGGUGUGGAAACCUCCUGUGAUGGCAGACAGAAUGGAGCUGAAUGUUACGGAGCUCUAGGAGGAACUGUGCUCCUCCAGCUGAUGGAUGAUGCAUCAGAAGUAUUUAAAUAUGAUUUGAAGAAAGAAACAACAGUAAUACUACAUGGGAGGAGGGGAAAUAUUCUGACUGAUCUGACAAAAAGCAGAUUCUCAUUUACUCCUAACAAUGGAACAUUUAGGAUCAAUAACCUGAGUAGAGAUGAUGGUGGACAAUAUAGUGGUACAGCUUAUUUAAAUUCAAGUGGAACAAAUCCAGUGACGCGGACUCUUCAGUUGAUCAUUCAAGCUCCUGUGUCCUCUGUCCAGCUGGUCCCUGAGUGUCAGUCUCAGGGAGAGAUGAGGGUCUCCUGCUCCUCUGGGGGAGGGGACAGUCCUCAGUACAGCUGGACUCUGGAUGGAAAAACACUGACUGGCACUCAGCUCCUCUCUGGAAAUAGUGAGAGUCAGAACAUCACUCUGAAACAAGAUGUGUCUGGGCAACUGAAGUGCACAGUCAGAAACCACAUCAGUAGUGUCCCAGGAGAAAAGAUGAUAUCUACCUGUGGCUUCAAACUCGUUGAGUGCACCUUACUCAAUGGGACCUACAUAUCACAGUGGUUGCGACCAUCCAAUGAAACUCUGUGUAUUAAGUCAACAACUGAGGGUAAGGAGCCUGACAUCACAGUGACAAAUAAACCCUCUUAUAAUAUCACACCCUCCAACCACACUUGGAAUACCUCUAGAGGAGGAGACCUAUUGUACAUUAUCUUGCCAAUAGCGGCGGGCGUCCUCGUUGCAUUGCUGGUUCUCUUGGCUGUUGGAGUGGGAGUCGUCUAUACUCAGAAAAAAAAGCAGAACAAACAAAAAGAGGACAAUGACGAACAGGAAUUAACUUAUGCUGAAGUCAAGGUUGGGCAGAGGCCAGGGAGGCAGUUGCAGCAAAGUGCGGAGCUGGAGGUGGAGUACGACCAGGUCAAGUUUUCACAGCGACCUCGGCAGCCUGUUGAACCAUCAGGAGAUGAAUGUGUGUACUCCAAGGUCCGCAGAGGCAGGUGAUUCAUAGUAUUUCAACUCAGACUGCACCACUGAGGGCAGACUGAGGGGAUGUUUGCUGGCUAAAGGCCCUUCACUUUUAUUGAACAAAUUUAAAGCCAUCAGCACUGAUAGAUUGACAUUCUCACAUUUAUUAUUGUACAGAGGGCUAACGACAUAUCUUUAGCUACAUGAAUUAGAGUAUGUCUAGUUGUAUUUUUAAUUGUUUUUAUAAACCAUUCAGUGUUUUUGUUCCAUUGUUAAAUUGCAGUAGAUACAUUGUAGAUCUUAAGAUGAUAUUUUGAGAAUACAUUCUUUAGAUCAUGUGCAAAUGAUUGUCAGCCAUGUUCAAAAGGGUUCUGCCAAAGUGGCAUUGGUCUGUUUUUAAUGAUCAUUUGGAUGGCUAUUUUUACUUUUAUGUUCAGAUUGCAUUAAACUCGUAUGUUUGUAGAUGUGGAUGUCUUAAAGGAUCAGAUUACAUUGAUAGAUGAAUUAAGAGGCCUGUAAAAUUCAACAGUGCUGUCUGCUUUUGGCACCGCAGCCCAAAAAAAGCUGUGAAGAAAUGUCUUGUCUCAGGGGAAGUUAAAAAAAAAUAGUUUCCAUGAUGCUCAGGCGUCAGUUUUAAGACGUUUAACAGUAGUCCUGGGUUUUAUUACCAGGAGCUAAACAACUCAGAUGUCAAUCAUCUGUUCAAUAACUGUGCAUGCAGUUAUGAACAUGGUUAGGAGUCAGUCUUUUCAUGUUGUUUUAUAAUUAACUCAGACUUAUUUGCCACUACAGUAAAUACAGUUUGUUCUGAAAACUGACUUAGUGAUAUAAGAGACACAUUUUUCAAAAGUGUGUGUUUGGCUCCUGAAACAGGAGGAAAGCUGAGAGCAACUAAUGUGGCGUUGUGGUGUAGAAAAGAAAGUACUUCACACCUUGAUACAUUUGAGCGGAUUAUUUGUUUAUCUUUUAACACCAUGAAGCUAUCUUUGCUAUAUUUAGGUUGCUUCAUUUCCUAUUACGUUGUGCUUUCCAGUUUAGAGUGUACCAAAGAGCAACUAAAAAACAAUACGAAAGAGAGAUGUAAUUUAUAGCCUUUUUUGUGCACUGAACAGUAAGGGAUCAACUGCAAAAUGCAAAGCAUAUUCAGUGACAGGAUGCAAGAGAUAAAAUAAAUGAAAUGCCUGUAACUCAUUUGAAUUUUCACAAGUCAAAGUUUUUUUUAUUUCUACAGCGAGUAAAAAUUGUAACUUCUGCAAUAUAGAGGUUAACCAUUACAUUCUUAUUAAUACAUCAUUCCCCCCCCGACAGACUGUCUCAUCAAUUGCACCAUAAUGCAUGCAUUUAAGAUGUAAGCACUGGCUAAUAAGCCCACUCACACGCACAAACUGUUAGGUGUAUUUUGCUUCAGCCAGACAGCACCACAACAAAUAUUUGAAAUAUGCCUACAUUAUUUUCAGGCAAUAAUAAACAAGUCGUAGUAUGCAAGAGACACUUGUUUUUCCUGUGUUUACAGUCAACCACUGUGCCCCACUGUCCAGAAUACAACAAUAGGCAGUGAUGAUAAAACAGUUACUCAGUUCUUGUAGGCAUCAGAUGAUGGUAGACAUUUCUACUUGUCUGUCAACAACGUUUUGAUGUGAGUGGGUACUGUGUUAGGCAGUGCACUGAAAACAUUAGAUUCUCAGGCCUGACAUCCUUACCUUCUGUUUAUAUGAAAGAUUGUUUCAAGUACUCUUAUUAAAGUCCAGUGUGGUUAUGUGUUUGACUUUAUUUUAAUGCUUUUUGACUUCUGUUGUGAGUUAAUAUAUUAAAGCAAUGCCAGUUUUGGAAAUGAUGA
Molecule: messenger RNA, 3021 nt
Organism: Notolabrus celidotus (New Zealand spotty)
Lineage: Eukaryota; Metazoa; Chordata; Actinopteri; Labriformes; Labridae
Exons: 6
Coding region: 102-1220 (372 amino acids)
Source: RefSeq, a predicted model, not a curated record